Arabidopsis arenosa is the source of this 1616-nucleotide messenger RNA. Lineage: Eukaryota; Viridiplantae; Streptophyta; Magnoliopsida; Brassicales; Brassicaceae. The record is from the annotation of a GenBank genome assembly.
GAGAAACGAGAUAGAGGAGAGAUCUUCUCCUUCAACUUCUGAUUCGUCCAGAAGCUUUCCUAAUCUGAGAUCUGACAUGGAACACCAAGGUUGGAGUUUUGAGGAGAAUUAUAGUUUGUCCACUAAUAGAAGAUCUAUAAGGCCACACGAUGAACUAGUGGAGUUGUUAUGGCGUGAUGGGCAAGUGGUUCUGCAGAGCCAAACUCAUAGAGAACAAACCCAAACCCAUAAACAAGAUCAUCAUGAAGGAGCCCUAAGAUCCAACACCUUUCUUGAAGAUCAAGAAACUGUGUCUUGGCUCCAAUACCCUCCAGAUGAAGACCCAUUCGAAACCGACGACUUCUCCUCCCACUUCUUCUCAACCGUCGAUCCCCUCCAGAGACCAACCUCAGAGACGGUUAAGCCUAACCCUCCUCAAGUCAUGGUUAAGCCUAAGGCCUGUCCUGACCCUCCUCAAGUCAUGCCUCCUCCUAAACUUAGGUUAACAAAUUCGCCAUCGGGAAUUAGGGAAACAGAAAUGGAACAGUACUCGGUAACGACAAUUGGACCUAGCCAUUGCGGGAGCAACCCAUCCCAAAACGAUUUCGAUGUCUCAAUGAGUCAUGAUCGAAGCAAAAACAUAGAAGAAAAGCUUAACCCGAACGUAAGUUCCUCAUCAGGUGGCUCCUCUGGUUGCAGCUUUGGCAAGGAUAUCAAAGAAAUGGCUUGUGGAAGAAGCAUCACAACAGACCGUAAGAGAAAACAUAUAAUGGACACUGAUGACUCUGUAUCUCUAUCAGAUGCAAUCGGUAACAAGUCGAACCAACGAUCAGGAUCAAACCGAAGGAGUCGAGCAGCUGAAGUUCAUAAUCUCUCCGAAAGGAGGAGGAGAGAUAGGAUCAAUGAGAGAAUGAAGGCUCUGCAAGAACUAAUACCUCACUGCAGUAAAACUGAUAAAGCUUCGAUUUUAGAAGAAGCCAUAGAUUAUUUGAAAUCACUUCAGUUACAGCUUCAAGUGAUGUGGAUGGGGAGUGGAAUGGCUGCGGCGGCGGCGGCUCCGAUGAUGUUCCCCGGAGUUCAGCCUCCACCGUUCAUACGUCAGAUGCAGAGUCCGGUACAGUUACCUCGAUUUCCGGUUAUGGAUCGGUCUGCAAUUCAGAACAAUCCCGGUUUAGUUUGUCAGAACCCGAUACAAAACCAGAUAAUCUCCGACCGGUUUGCUAGGUACAUCGGUGGGUUCCCACAGAUGCAGGCCGCGACUCAGAUGCAGCCGAUGGAGAUGUUGAGAUUUGGUUCACCGGCGGGACAGCAAAGUCAACAACCGCCUGCGCCGACGAAGACCACCGAUGGUUCUCGUUUGGACCACUAGCUCUAGUAUAAUAAUAGACACUCAUUUGGAUAAGAUAGACACUGAAAUCUUCUAGUUUUGGUAGUGAGAUCCUCCAUUCAUAUCUUAAGGGCUUUUGUGACGUUUGAGAAUCCUGUCAUGUAACUCACGACAAGCCAUUCUACAACUGUAUUACUCAAGGUCGCAAUCUCAAAUGAGGGAGGGAUUGGGAUGUUGGUCUUUCAUGUGAUCUAAUUCCUUAUAUAUCGUCCACUCAUCAAAAUCGUUCGUAUAAAAAGUAAUUAUUCUU